Molecule: messenger RNA, 2931 nt
Organism: Lathyrus sativus (Indian pea)
Lineage: Eukaryota; Viridiplantae; Streptophyta; Magnoliopsida; Fabales; Fabaceae
Source: the annotation of a GenBank genome assembly
AUGGCUUCUACGACGUCGUUUUCUCUUUCUCACACAGUUCGAAUUUCAUCUCACAGAAACCAUGCUCGGUGCUCUUCUCACCCUCGCCAUGUUUCCCUCUCUUUCUCUGCUAAACCAGUUUCCCUCAGAUCAUCGUUUUCGUUCAAUCGAAGACAUUCUCUUGGAAAUGGAUUUUGUAGAACUCAAUCGAAGUCUUCGCGUUUCUCUGUUCGCUGUGAAGCUUCAACUGGAAAUGGAAGGAUUACACAGCAAGAGUUCACAGAGAUGGCUUGGCAGGCGAUAGUUUCGUCGCCGGAGGUGGCUAAAGAGAACAAGCAUCAGAUUGUGGAGACAGAGCACCUGAUGAAGGCUUUGUUGGAGCAGAAGAAUGGACUUGCUCGCAGGAUCUUUUCCAAGGUUGGGGUGGAUAAUACUCAGCUUCUCGAAGCUACUGACAAGUACAUUCAGCGGCAACCCAAGAUUGUAGGGGAAUCUGCUGGUUCAAUGUUGGGGCGCGAUUUAGAGGCAUUGGUUCAGAGAGCCAGGGACUUCAAGAAAGAUUAUGGGGAUUCAUUUGUUUCAGUUGAACACUUGGUUCUAGGUUUUAUCCAGGAUCAACGAUUUGGGAAGCAACUCUUUAAAGAUUUUCAAAUAUCUAAGCAGGUUCUAAAAUCUGCAGUCGAGUCCAUUAGGGGACACCAGUCAGUAAUUGAUCAAGAUCCUGAAGGAAAGUAUGAAGCACUGGAAAAAUAUGGAAAAGACCUGACAGCAAUGGCAAAAGCAGGAAAACUUGAUCCAGUUAUAGGAAGAGAUGAUGAAAUACGCAGGUGCAUCCAAAUUCUCUCUAGGAGAACAAAGAACAAUCCUGUGCUGAUUGGUGAGCCUGGUGUUGGGAAGACUGCAAUUUCUGAAGGACUUGCUCAGAGAAUCGUGCAAGGAGAUGUUCCUCAAGCUUUGAUGAACCGUAGGCUUAUCUCACUUGAUAUGGGUGCACUUAUUGCUGGAGCAAAAUACCGGGGAGAAUUCGAAGAUAGGUUGAAAGCUGUUCUUAAAGAAGUAACAGAAUCUGAUGGUCAAACUAUCCUUUUCAUUGAUGAGAUUCAUACUGUUGUUGGAGCAGGUGCUACAAAUGGUGCCAUGGAUGCUGGUAACCUCUUAAAGCCUAUGCUUGGUAGAGGGGAGCUGCGGUGUAUUGGUGCGACAACACUUGAUGAGUAUCGGAAGUAUAUCGAAAAGGACCCUGCACUAGAACGUCGUUUCCAGCAAGUAUAUGUUGAUCAACCUACUGUUGAAGAUACAGUUUCAAUACUAAGGGGGCUGCGAGAAAGGUAUGAGCUGCAUCAUGGAGUCCGGAUUUCUGACGGUGCACUUGUGGAUGCUGCAAUUCUCUCAGAUCGAUAUAUCAGUGGGAGAUUUUUGCCUGACAAAGCUAUUGAUUUGGUUGAUGAGGCAGCUGCGAAACUGAAAAUGGAAAUCACUUCAAAACCUACUGUACUUGAUGAAAUUAAUCGUUCAGUCCUGAAACUAGAGAUGGAGAGACUCUCUCUUACGAAUGAUACAGACAAGGCUUCUAAAGAUAGGCUAAAUCGUCUGGAGGCAGAGCUCUCUCUCUUAAAAGAUAAACAAGCUGAGCUGACUGAACAAUGGGAGCACGAAAAGACUGUAAUGACUCGGAUUCAAUCAAUCAAAGAAGAGAUAGACAGGGUGAAUCUUGAGAUCAACCAGGCUGAGCGGGAGUAUGAUCUAAACCGUGCGGCUGAAUUGAAAUAUGGUAGCCUGAAUUCCUUGCAACAACAACUUGAGAGUGCAGAGAAGGAGUUGAAUGAAUAUAUGAACUCCGGGAAGUCUAUGCUGAGAGAGGAAGUUACUGGAAGUGAUAUUGCUGAAAUUGUAAGCAAGUGGACCGGCAUUCCUGUUUCAAAACUUCAACAAUCAGAGAGGGAGAAGUUAUUGUAUUUAGAGGAAGUGCUUCAUAAGCGUGUUGUAGGUCAAGAUCCUGCUGUGAAGGCAGUAGCUGAGGCUAUCCAACGUUCAAGAGCAGGUCUUUCAGAUCCACACCGUCCGAUUGCUAGCUUCAUGUUUAUGGGACCUACAGGUGUAGGAAAGACUGAGCUGGCUAAGACACUAGCUUCCUACAUGUUUAAUACAGAAGAAGCACUUGUAAGAAUUGAUAUGAGUGAAUACAUGGAAAAGCAUGCAGUUUCAAGAUUGAUUGGGGCACCACCUGGAUAUGUUGGGUACGAAGAAGGAGGGCAGCUUACUGAGACAGUUCGCCGUAGACCUUACGCUGUUAUUUUAUUUGAUGAGAUUGAGAAAGCACACUCGGAUGUCUUCAAUGUUUUCCUUCAAAUUUUGGAUGAUGGAAGAGUAACCGACUCACAAGGUCGAACAGUGAGUUUUACCAACACUGUCAUCAUUAUGACCUCAAAUGUUGGAUCACAGUACAUUCUAAACACAGAUGACGACACUGCGCCUAAAGAGUUGGCUUAUGAAACCAUAAAGCAGAGGGUAAUGGACACCGCAAGAUCCAUAUUUCGCCCUGAGUUCAUGAAUAGAGUUGAUGAAUAUAUUGUUUUCCAGCCUCUCGACCGUGAACAAAUAAAUAGCAUUGUCAGGAUACAGUUGGAACGUGUGCAGAACAGAAUAGCAGACCGGAAGAUGAAAAUCCGUGUGACAGAUGCUGCCAUCCAACUACUGGGAAGCUUAGGGUAUGAUCCUAGCUAUGGAGCUAGGCCAGUCAAGAGAGUGAUUCAGCAAAAUGUGGAGAAUGAGCUUGCUAAGGGUAUUCUGAGAGGAGAGUUUAAGGAUGAGGACACAAUUUUAGUAGACACGGAGAUUUCGUCAUUUUCCAACAAUCAACUUCCACAGCAAAAGCUAGUUUUUAGGAAGAUUGAAGCUAACUCACAAUCUUCGCCACAAGAAAGCAUGGAACACGCUCAACAAACUUCCUGA